Messenger RNA from Punica granatum (pomegranate), 1344 nucleotides. The record is from RefSeq and is a predicted model, not a curated record. Lineage: Eukaryota; Viridiplantae; Streptophyta; Magnoliopsida; Myrtales; Lythraceae.
UCUCUCUCUCUCUCUCUCUCUCUAUCGCCCUUUUCAACUCGAUACUGUCCCGCCUACUGAGCUCCGUGAACCCUGAAAAUGGCCGCCUCCGCCGUCUCCUCCAUCGCCGCCCAAAAUUCAUCCCUCUCGACCCUCAAAAAGCCAAAGCCCUUCCCCUCCAUCCCUCCCAAAUCCUGCAUCGUCCGAUCUUCUUUCAAACCCAUAACCACUCACAGUCAUGGCCCACCCUUCAAGAACCUGGCCCCACUCCGAUCCUCCUCCUCCGCCGACCCCUCCGACCUCUCUCCUGUCGUGGCCACCUCAGCCACCAACGCAUCCCUCAAGUCCCGCCUCCAGAACGGCGAGACCCUGUACGGUAUCUUCCUCCUCUCCUUCUCCCCCACGAUCGCCGAGAUCGCGGGCCUCGCGGGCUACGACUUCGCCGUCGUCGACAUGGAGCACGCCGGCGGCAUAUCCGACGCCCUCCACUGCCUCCGUGCGCUCGGCGCCACUCGCACCCCCGCCAUCCUCCGCCUCCCGGACAGCUGCCCGACCUGGGCCAAGAAAGCCCUAGAUCUCGGCCCGCAGGGAAUCAUGUUCCCGAUGAUCGAGUCAGCGAAGUCAGCCAGGAAGGCCGUGUCCUACUGCCGGUUCCCGCCGCAGGGCAUCCGCGGGUCAGCCCACACGGUGGUCCGGGCAUCGGAUUACGGGAUCGACGACGGGUACCUGACCAAUUACGGGGAGGAGCUUCUGAUCAUGUGCCAGGUUGAGAGCGAGGAGGGGGUGAAGAAGGUGGAGGAGAUCGCGGCUGUCGACGGGGUCGACUGCAUUCAGAUGGGGCCGUUGGAUCUGAGCGCGAGCUUGGGGUACCUGUGGGACCCGGGGAACAAGAAGGUGAGGCAGAUGAUGAGGGAGGCGGAGAAGGGAGUGCUAGGCUCGAUGAAGAAAGACGGCGGCGGGGCAUAUUUGGCAGGGUUCGCAAUGCCGUUCGACCCGCCGGAGGAGCUGGGACACCGUGGAUACCACAUGGUGUCGGGGGCAGUGGACGUGGGUAUGUUCAGGAGCGCUGCGGUGGAGGAUGUGCGGCGGUUCAAGUUGAGCCUGGUGGCCGGGAGCAGCGACGACGAGGAGGGAGAGCGGCGGAGGGAUGCGGAUGGUGAUGAGAAGUACUGGAGCGAAUGACCCGAGUGGAAUUUUGAUUUUGAUUUUUCUUAUUUUAAUUUCCUUUGCAAUUUUAUGUUUCUCAUCACCUGUAAAUUAUGUUUUUUGAGUUAUCCAAGCUCUUAUCGAGCAAAAAAAGGAGCUAUCCUAGCUCUUAAGAUUAAUAAGAGCAGUUCAAUUAUAAAUCAGGGCAAUGUGACUAAA